This is a messenger RNA of Westerdykella ornata, 1729 nucleotides long. RefSeq names its product protein pbn1. NCBI's taxonomy places the organism in Eukaryota, Fungi, Ascomycota, Dothideomycetes, Pleosporales, Sporormiaceae. The transcript has 5 exons. Gene Ontology annotation, molecular function: mannosyltransferase activity. Gene Ontology annotation, biological process: protein processing; GPI anchor biosynthetic process. The coding region runs from base 1 to 1530 and encodes 509 amino acids. The record is from RefSeq and is a predicted model, not a curated record. Gene Ontology annotation, cellular component: glycosylphosphatidylinositol-mannosyltransferase I complex; endoplasmic reticulum membrane.
AUGAAGCAGCGAAUAACAUAUCUUGUCCCGAAUCCGGAUGACUUCCAUCCAGACUUGCUGGAGGUGGAAAGUGCAAGUCUUUCGGUGAGGGAUUUGAAGGCUGCGAAGGAACACCGCCUCACAUUGGCGUUGAGUGAGCUUCCGUCGGAGUUGCGCAAAGCGUUUGAGCAAUGGCACGAGCUGCAUAUUCGCUGGGCAUCAGAAACCCCUUACUCGGCUCCCCCACCAUUUACCUCCCGUGUGUCUCCUGGCCUGCAUGUAUUCUUCACGCCUCAGGAAGACAAAUCUGAAGGCCCAAUCUGUGCUCUUCUGAGGGAAGUCUUCGGUCAGGAGAUAUCAUGCGACGACCCCCAGGAAGCAUUUACCAAGCUCCCCAUACUCUCUGAACGCUUCUCCGUGUCCGCAUCUUCGCAGUUCUAUGCCUAUGUUCGUUCUUCAGCACAUUUCGCACAGUACGUCGCAGAAAGAAUAUGCCCGCCUUCAUCAACACCCUGCAAGGCAGCAGCCGCCUCCUUGAACUGGGCGUCGUAUAUCGACAUCGACUAUGAUGCCAUAUCCCACGCCAUAAUUCUCAACGCCUUUUGGGCGAGAGCGCCCAGAUCUUCCGGCUGGUCGGAAACGACGCAUCUGCCCGGCGGACAGGACACGAUUGAGAUUGGUGUGCUGAACCAUGAGACGAAUCCAGAUCCCGAGGACAUCGCUUUCUCCGGCUUUUUGACUGUCUUGGGCCAAGACACGAAGCCUAAGCCGACACGCUUCCAAACUCCCACCCGCCACUACCCUCUCCCAGCAACCCACUCCAAACAAACGUACACCACCUCCUUCCAACACCCAACAGGCCUGCAUCCCACCUUGAUCAUCACUCUCCCCACCCGCCACCUCCAACCACCAGCAGAGACGUGCAAACUCCACACCUACCUCACCCUCCCGUCCUACCUCUUCCUCGACCGCUACCCCUUCCGCGACGACCCCGUCUUCCUCUCCGCGCACAACAUCGCCGGUCUGCGCAGUCUAUCCGGUGCCACGGACCUCGAAGCCCCGGACUGGGUAAUCGGUGCCUGGGGCAGUGCGGCCUUAUUCGAGAUCGCAAUUCCUCCCAGUAAUAAGAAGCAGAAUACCCACCUCAACGUCACCAUCCCCCUCCACCUGCGCUACCUCCCCGCCCAAAACGCCUCGCACACGCGCGUCCCCGUCCCCUGGCCCAUUGUCUUCUGGGCCUGCAACGCGGAGGAGGGGACCAAGAUGUCAUCGAAUCCCUUUGAUAGACGGCAUCUGGGCUUCGAGGGUUUGUUCGGCGUGCGCACGCGAUUCGUGCAUGUUCCUCCUGCUAUCAGCAGCGGUGGGGAUGGGAAUGGGAAGUUGGUGGAGUGGAUCGAUGUCCCUGUUUUGGAUCUUAGGGGCGCGAGGUGGGUGGAGGUGGGGACUGUGGGAGCAGUGGUGCUGGCGUUUUUGGGAAUUUGCUGGGUUUUAUUUUGGGGUGGGAGUGGAAAGGCAACGAGAAGUGUUGCGCGGGAGAAGAAGAAGCAGUGAAGAGGUAGAGGAAAGGAAAGGUAGAUGGGUGGAAGAAAAGCUAGCUGUUGCAUCGUACGGUAACGGGUUUCAAGGUUUCAUGGUUUAUGGGGUUGUUGACUUAUGCAAUCCGAUGUGCGAAUAUGAUCAAUUGAUGCUUGUUACCGCACAAUGCAUCCGGGGUAUACCUUUUCUAUCCCACUAUUAUACAAGUCAAACC